Microdochium trichocladiopsis is the source of this 1097-nucleotide messenger RNA. RefSeq lists its product as uncharacterized. The record is from RefSeq and is a predicted model, not a curated record. The transcript has a single exon. NCBI's taxonomy places the organism in Eukaryota, Fungi, Ascomycota, Sordariomycetes, Xylariales, Microdochiaceae. Bases 123 to 1016 code for a protein of 297 amino acids.
GCUUUGGUCGUGGAAAGAUCCUCGGUAAAUACCGCCCCCCAGGCCAUCUACAGACUCACCCUCACCUGACAAUUUGUCUGAGAAAGAGCUUACGACUACCAACCUUGCAUUUUCCGAUAGCAAUGGCCGGACCAACGACCAAAGAGCAGCAGUCUGUGACAGCUCAUCUCCUCGACCUCCCGGGCACAAAGGAGCUCUACCCGCGCGCCACGCAGUCCCGCUUUCUCGAGCUCGCAGGCCAGGGCAAACUGCCGCGCCACUAUCUGUCACAAUGGCUCUCCCAGGACCGGCUGUACGCUCAGGCGUACGUGCGCUUCAUCGGUGGGCUUACGUCGUUGGUUGAACUCCCACUUGCGACGGCUGCGCGGUCGCAGCAGCAGCAGCAGCCGGGUCAGAGAGACACGGAAACGAGCAGCACGCUGGAGUGGCGGAUCCUCGAGAUGCUGAGGGGCUGUUUGGACAACAUCUUGCGCGAGCUCAAGUUCUUCGAGGAUACUGCGGCUCAGUAUGGGAUUGACCUGGCAAGCAUUGGCGGCGGCAAACAAGGACACGAUGUCGAGAGCGCUGGCUCAGGAGACGCGUUUGGGCCGAACGGGACUACGCAGGGAUACAUCAACUUAUUCGACUCGUUCGGAGGCAGGAUCAGGGCCGCCGAGGCACGGGUGAGCGGCGAGCGGCUGAGCGACAAAAUGCUGCUGCUCAAGGGCCUUGUUGUGCUCUGGACUACAGAGAAAGUGUACCUUGACGCAUGGCUGUAUGCGGCGGCGGCGGGAGGAGGGGACGGGACCAAGGAUUCCAACGAAGAUGAGGACGGAGACGCGUUAAGAAUGGCCUUUAUUCCGAACUGGACAUCGGACGAGUUCAAGGCGUUCGUGGAGGAAAUUCGAGUGUGUCUCAAUCAGUUUGCGACCAGGAUGCAGCACGAGGAGGGGCAUGAAGAUGUGGUCACAGCCGCCAGUGAGGUGUUCAAGACUGUCCUCUCACUGGAGGAAGGAUUCUGGCCAAAGGUAGAAUGAAUUGGCCAAGAAGCAUUUGAUACAAGCUCGCUUUCUUUGGCGGCGAUUCCCCAAUAUGCUUUCCAGAAUGCUUCGUUGGAC